Lactuca virosa is the source of this 276-nucleotide messenger RNA. Lineage: Eukaryota; Viridiplantae; Streptophyta; Magnoliopsida; Asterales; Asteraceae. The record is from the annotation of a GenBank genome assembly.
AUGAAAUCACGACGGGCGAUGAAGACGACGAUCGAUCGGCUUCCGAUAUUGACUCUGAGUCGGGAUUGGAGUCGGGGUCGGGGGAUUUCAGUGUGUUCUUCAGACGAUGUAAGUCUUUCGCUUCCCACUUCCUCGAUUGAGCGUCGUGUAGCUCGCAGUCUCCUCGGAGAAGGAGUUUCGGGUAAGUCUCCUUCUUCUACCUGCGUCGCCGUCGACGGUGCUUCUGCUGCUUCCAUCCGCCGCCGAGGACUUCUGUCUAUGUUCCUUCUUCGUUAA